GGAGGUGACUUUAAAAUUCCGCGCAUUCAUAGCUCCCAUAACCCGAAAAUCCAAAAUCCAAGUACAAAUCCAACACAAUUUUGACAAAUUCGAAAACCCAAUUUCUUAACCCACUUACCCAAAUUUAGCACCCGAUUUUCGAAUUUUCAUAUUUAUCCAAUCAUCCAAUUCCUAAUUCUACUGAAUUUUCCGAUUCCUUGGUGCACCUGUCUCUGUCCACCCACCAAGAUCAAUCUCCAUCUCUCUCCUUCCACUUCCUUCCCACCUCUCUCAGGUGAAGAAUAUAACCGUAAGUUAUACCAAAACCAGAAAAGGCAUCCGACAUUGUUAAAUAGAAGAGGGAGGGUACCAGUCCGCAGAGGCAGUGGGACUUCUGCGAGCUUUGUGUCCUCUCUUGUACUUAUCAAAGUACAGUUAUUGCUCCUAGCGCUCUGUUGAUUAAUGCACAAGUGGAGCUUGAUUGGUUUUGGUUGAUGAGAGUGUAGAAUUGUUGCCGAGACUUAUUUUGAAGCUGGCACAAUGGGUUCUGUUUGUUGUUGUUUGAAUUCUGAGAAUUUUGAAGAUUAUGUGAACCCGAACAGUUCUGCAUAUAGGGACUGUGCCUGUCUUAGUUGCUUUCUUCAGAACUUUCUAAAUGUGUAUACAUCACUAUUCAGAAGAGAGGAAGUGCAUUCGAUCCCCUCAUCCAUUCAGGGGGCUGCAUCAAUGAACUCCUCAGCAUCACUUGACAACUCCUUGUCUGACAUGUAUCGUUCGCCUCCAAGGCCCUUGCCUUAUGAUGCUGACCCCAGAUACAAUCGCUUGCAGCGGGAUGGGUUGAUUUCUAGGCGGGAGAAGGGCUCAAGUCACUCUCAUGAGGAGGCUGAACCUCUAAGAAGUGAUACUGAUGCAGAUUCUGAAAGUUUGAGUACGGGAGAAAAAUGGAAUGGCUCUGCUUGUGAAGAUGGGUCAAAAGAACAUCGUUCCAAGUCCUCAAUGAAGUUCUCAUCGGCCAAAGCUACAACUGGAAUUGGGAACUUCUAUUCAUCCUCAGAGGACGAGGAUGUUUGUCCAACAUGUCUUGAAGAAUACACACACGAAAACCCAAAAAUAAUAACAAAAUGCUCUCAUCAUUUUCACCUUGGUUGUAUAUAUGAAUGGAUGGAGAGAAGUGAAAGCUGCCCUGUUUGUGGCAAGGUGAUGGUAUUCGAUGAAACGACUUAAUCGCGAUCGAAAAGGUUUGCGUCGUUGAUGAAUCCAACAACUUUGGAAGAGAGAGAACACUAAGGAAGUGAUUUUCAUUGUGAAUACCACAUGUCGAAAGUGUCAAUUGAUGGUACAUAUAAACUUGAUUUCUGAGAACUUGUAAGUAAAUAUUCAUUCCAUAUAAGUUCUUUCUUGCUUGCA
Messenger RNA from Pyrus x bretschneideri (Chinese white pear), 1386 nucleotides. RefSeq names its product E3 ubiquitin-protein ligase At3g02290. NCBI's taxonomy places the organism in Eukaryota, Viridiplantae, Streptophyta, Magnoliopsida, Rosales, Rosaceae. The record is from RefSeq and is a predicted model, not a curated record. Gene Ontology annotation, molecular function: ubiquitin-protein transferase activity. The transcript is spliced from 5 exons. Bases 520 to 1203 code for a protein of 227 amino acids.